AUGUCUCCAUCAAGAAUCAACGAGAGUUCCCUGGUUGUCACGCCGAUCAAACAUGCUGCUGACAAGAAGUGCACGAUUGGGGCUGUAAUUACUGGUCUCGAUCUAAAUGAUAUAUCAGAUGAAGACUUGGCCACUCUCAAAGAGGCCGUUCAUCAGUAUCAAUAUGUCACGAUCAAAGACCAACACAACUUGGAUCCAGUGAAGCACUGGGAGUUGGUCACGAGACUGGACCCUGAAGCACCACAAGUCCAUGGUCAUGGCACUGUUAAAGAGUUCCAGAAGGUUGGGGGUUUACUCUCUGUAAGUCGCACCCUUGUUACCGAGUCACCGCAUGCUUACAUUUUGCAGAAGAGGGCAGUCCAUGGUUUGCCCGCUGCUCCUAAUGUUCGCCUAAUUGGAAAGGGGUACCAAGGAGAAGAUCACUUCGGAAUCAAGGACUUCACAGCUGCCGGAGCAAGCAAUAGUUACCACAGAUACCCUCCUUCGGACGAGUCGUUUGCUGCAGGAAAUACACAGUUUCAGAGAUGGCAUAUUCAAGUCGAUGCACCACUCUACGACCGUGAGCCACCCCACUUCACUGCUCUCCGUGCUGUCAAGUGCCCUGUAGGACCGGAUAUCCAAGUGAACUGGGACGAUGGAAGCGGGCUCUCCAUGAAGUGCAAGCCUGGGCAAACGGCGUUUGUUAGCACCAUCCAGCUCUACGAACUCUUAAGUGAUGAGGAGAGAAUGCUUGCCGAAAACAGCUGGGUUGAGUACGCCCCGUUCCCAUAUAUGUGGAUUGAGAAUUGUAAAGGACGGCCGAAUGGGCUAGGUUUGGAGACGGAAGGCAAAGAACACAAAAUGGAAGAAAUGCCGGAGUGGGAACCGGAAAAGAUCAAGACGUAUCCCAUGGUUUGGAUGAGACCAAACGGGAAGAAGGCUCUCCAGAUACAUGGUAUUGCAGUCCGGAAGAUGUUCCUAAAAGCAACCCCAACGAGCGAGGUCCGAGUCGUUGAUGACGUGGUAAAGAUCAGAGAGCUCCUUCACAGCUGGCAGCAGAGGAUCAUUCGCCCUGAGUAUGUACUCAUGGGUCCCGUGAAGGAAGGUGAUGUCCAAAUGUGGGACAACUGGACCAUUAUGGCACCAGAAGCAUGCACCAAGCCAAUUUGGGUGCAUCUGAUUCCCCAGUGGGACCUGUUCCCAUACCAGUUUCCUGAUAGGGGAGGUGAAAUGUUAGACUCUAGCUAG
This is a messenger RNA of Lachnellula hyalina, 1227 nucleotides long. Its product is annotated as putative dioxygenase. The record is from RefSeq and is a predicted model, not a curated record. The coding region runs from base 1 to 1227 and encodes 408 amino acids. The transcript has 5 exons. Gene Ontology annotation, molecular function: oxidoreductase activity. Lineage: Eukaryota; Fungi; Ascomycota; Leotiomycetes; Helotiales; Lachnaceae.